Messenger RNA from Kuraishia capsulata CBS 1993, 2880 nucleotides. RefSeq lists its product as uncharacterized. The coding region runs from base 1 to 2880 and encodes 959 amino acids. The record is from RefSeq and is a predicted model, not a curated record. NCBI's taxonomy places the organism in Eukaryota, Fungi, Ascomycota, Pichiomycetes, Pichiales, Pichiaceae. Gene Ontology annotation, cellular component: cell periphery; cell septum. Gene Ontology annotation, molecular function: chitin synthase activity. The transcript has a single exon.
AUGGACAAUCGAAGGCCCAACGUGGCCUCAUACUACUACGAUAGUGACUCGGAUCAUUCCGAGGAAGUUCCAUAUGAUGUGAGGCCUGUACCCAAAUCAUACAUUCCAUCCACGUCGACCUACACGGAGCCGCAGGGGUUUCCAGAAGAACCGGUCAGAAACCAGAGUUAUGGAGGUAGCAGAGAUAAUUUGAGAGAGCCAUUGGACUCGUAUGAAUUGGGGAUGAUGAACCAUGCCGACACUUCAAGAACGUCUCUAUACCAGGGAGAUUCUCCAGAGAGGUACAGACCACCUGUUAUCCACACAAAAGCCGACCAUUCGUCUAGUGAUAACAUAUUUCAGGGAUACGAGUUCGACGAUGACGAGGAUGAUGGCUUCGUGCCGUUUCCUAUAGCUGGAAACUCAUUUUAUCCUAUCAAUGCGUAUUCGGCGCCCUAUAAUCCCUUUGAUUCCGACCGCAUUCCCGAGGAUCACUACGAAGAAGAUGACGAGCCCGCUGAGAAAGAGGUUCACGAUCCUUUUGCUGAACAAGAAGACUAUCUGGAUGAGUACAUGGACUUGGAUCCGGUCCAACCGCAAGUUGUGUCUGCUGAACCAGUAAGAACCACCAGACAGGUUCGCAUGGUCAACGGAAAUCUUAUCCUGGACUGUCCUGUUUCAGAUAUCUUGCUCAGCAAAUAUCAGGCUGAGCUGACAGAGAAGGACAGAGAAUUUCUGUUCAUGAGAUUCCAGGCCUGUACGAGCGAACCAGCCGGGUUUGAGGCCAAGAACUUCUCGCUCCGUCAAAGAUUUUACUCGCGCCCUCGCACAACAGAGUUGAUGAUCGUUGUGACAAUGUAUAACGAGUCGGAAAUUCACCUUGCCCGCACUCUGAAGGGUAUCUUCAAGAAUAUUCGCUACCUCCAGAGUCUAAAACACUCUUCCGUGUGGGGGCCAGAUGCCUGGCAGAAGAUCGUGGUGUGUAUAGUGAGUGAUGGCCGCACAAAGAUCAAUCCAAGAGCACGGGCUCUGUUGGCUGCUCUCGGGCUUUAUCAGGAUGGUUUUGCCAAAAACCAGGUCAACGAGGACAAGGUUAAAAGUCAUAUCUAUGAAUACACGACGAUGGUGGGAAUCUCGUCCAUCGAGGGGGAUCACGUAAAGCUUACUACCGAAAACCAGGUGCCGGUUCAGAUGAUUUUCUGCUUGAAGGAGGACAAUAUGAAGAAGAUCAACUCGCAUCGCUGGGCCUUUGAAGCGUUUUGCCCGGUCCUGAAACCCAACGUUGUCAUUCUGCUGGAUGUGGGCACUGAACCUGCAAAUAAAUCCAUAUACAGGCUCUGGAAGGCUUUCAAAGACCCUCGUGUGGCUGGAGCAUGUGGAGAGAUCAAGGUUUCCCUUGGAAAGACCAAGAGACUUCUGCUGAAUCCUUUGGUGGCUGCUCAGAAUUUUGAGUAUAAAAUGUCUAACAUUUUGGACAAACCCAUGGAGUCCGUGUUCGGUUUCAUUACCGUCUUGCCCGGAGCAUUCAGUGCAUACCGCUAUGUGGCCCUACUGGGAACACCUCUAGACAAAUACCUGAAAGGUGAAGACCUGGCCAAGUCCAACGAGGACGGUAUCUUCAACGCGAACAUGUAUCUUGCCGAAGAUCGUAUUCUGUGCUUCGAACUGAUCGCAAAACGAGGAUGUAAUUGGCUGCUGAAGUAUGUCAGUGCUGCGUCUGCUUCCACAGAUGUUCCUGAAGAACUUCACGAUUUCGUCUCACAGAGGAGAAGAUGGCUCAACGGAAGUUUCUUUGCAGCCAUUUACUCUGUUUUCCAUUUCUACAAGGUGUGGAAGACCACGCAUUCGGUUUUUAGGCAGUUCUUGCUUCACUUGGAGUUCCUUUACCAGCUUCUGAGUCUGUUGGUUUCAUGGUUCUCCAUUGGGUCUUAUUUCCUGGUAUUCCGAAUUUUGACGGUAUAUUUGGCACGUUCAGAGGCGAAUUUCGCUCCGGGAAACAUCCUUUCUGUGUUCUUCUUAUGGCUCUAUCUGGCAAGUAUCGUGACCACAUUCGUGCUUGCCUUCGGAAACAAGCCUAAGGGAACCCAAAAGUUCUACAUUGUCAUCGUCACAUUCUUCGCUGUGUUAAUGGUUUAUAUGAUAUUUGCUGCCAUCUACAUGGCCAUCCAGUCCAUAGAGAGCAUUUAUGCGGAACAUAAGGACGAUUUCAGCUUCACCCUGGUAUUCACAGAGACCAGAUUCAGAGACCUGGUCGUGGCCACUGGGUCUACCUAUGCGCUGUAUUUGAUUGGAUCAUUGCUGUAUCUAGAACCUCUGCACAUGCUCACAUGUUUUGUGCAGUACCUUCUGCUCUCGCCUACCUAUAUCAACGUUCUGAACGUGUAUGCCUUUUGCAACAUCCAUGAUAUCUCAUGGGGUACCAAGGGAGACGAUAAGGUGAUCGACUUGGGUAUAGCCAAGAAGACUAGCAGCGGAGGCGAGCUGGAGGUGGAUAUCCCAACCACUAAAGCUGAAAUAGACGGUAACUACAAGAACAAUGUGGGAGUUUUAAUGCAGCCAGAAGCAGAGCCGGAUGCCAAGAUCAAUUUGGAGGAGAAAGAGCAGUUCUACUAUGCCUUUAUACGGUCCAUGACGGUUCUCCUCUGGAUGUUCUCCAACUUCGUUAUCAUCGCGCUAGUUACCGAGACGGGUGGACUUUACCAGUUUACCCCAGACGAUUCCAGUGACACCACGUUUUUACCCUCCACAAGAACAGACAUCUUCCUCACUGUCAUUCUAUGGCUGGUUGCAUUCAUGGCACUUUUCAGAUUCGUGGGAUGUGUGACGUAUCUGAUCCUCAAGUUCUUUUCAGGGUUACGAGACCGAACUCGUCGUUCUUCCAAAAACGUCUACUCUGUGUGA